Lichtheimia ornata is the source of this 987-nucleotide messenger RNA. RefSeq lists its product as uncharacterized. The coding region runs from base 1 to 987 and encodes 328 amino acids. Lineage: Eukaryota; Fungi; Mucoromycota; Mucoromycetes; Mucorales; Lichtheimiaceae. The transcript has 4 exons. Gene Ontology annotation, biological process: L-valine biosynthetic process. The record is from RefSeq and is a predicted model, not a curated record. Gene Ontology annotation, molecular function: ketol-acid reductoisomerase activity.
AUGGCUGUCAAGGUGUACCACGAUUCCGACGCUGAUCUUUCUAUUAUCCAAAACAAGCGUGUGACCUUUGUUGGUUAUGGUAACCAAGGAUCUGCUCAAGCACAAAACUUGCGUGAUUCGGGUGUCAAGCAUAUCACCAUUGGCAACCGUGAUGAUGAAUACAAGCCCCGUGCUAUUGCUGCUGGUUUUGAGACAAAGAGCAUCAGUGAUGCUGUCAAGGAUGCCGAAGUUGUAUUCUUGUUGAUCCCUGAUGAGGUCCAACACACUGUGUGGAAGGAGCAAAUCAAGGAUAAUGUUCCUGCCAAUGCAACCUUGGUGGUUGCUUCGGGCUAUGCUGUCGCCUUUGAUCUUUUAGACCUUCCAGCCGAGAUGAGUGUGGUGAUGGCUGCACCUCGUAUGAUUGGCCCUGGUGUCCGUGAUCGAUUUGUUGCCAAGGAACCCUACCCAUGCUUUGUUUCAGUGGAACGUGAUCCUCAAAGCAAUGCUCUUCCUACUGUUCUUUCCAUUGCACGUGCUAUUGGUGCUACUUUGGGUGGUGCAGUUGAAUCAUCAUGUCGUGAAGAAGCUGGUAUUGAUCUUUUUGCUGAACAAGCUCUUUGGCCCGCUAUCAACUCUUGCUUCCGUGAAGCCUUUAAUGUACUCAAGGCAGCUGGUUUCUCCGAUGAAGCCAUCCUUCAUGACAUGUAUCUUUCCAAGGAGCCAUCUGAAGUCUUUGAACGUGCUGCCAAUGUUGGUUUCUUCCGUCAACUCAAGUUCCACUCGCCCACUUCCCAAUUUGGUCAGCUUCGUGGUACCAAGAACAAUGACGGCACUGCUCUCCGAGCACAAUUCGAAAAGGUUUUGCACAAGGAUAUUCUCUCGGGUGAAUUUGCAAAGUUCUGGUCUGGUGAAUUUACUACUGGAUCGGCUGAACUUGAGCAAUUGUGGAAGGAGACCGAGGAUGAACCCAUUUCCAAGGCUGAAAAGGCUAUUGGUCUUCACGACUAA